AUGCCUUCGAGAGAUUAUCAUCAACCAGAAGCCCCCAAUUCUCCUGCGGAUGACUCGGAUUCAGACCUCGACCUCGACAUCCAGGAGCUCGACCCGAUCACAACCUCGAGUCCAGCUGGGCCCUCAUCUUCCCGCAAGGAUCGCAAACCACAAGACGAGCGCAGAGUGCCGCAUAUACCGCUGAGGAAUUUACGCAUGAGCGGGUUGAGAGGGCUAGGCAAGCGGAAUAGAGGAUAUGGUGAUCUGGGGAAGGACAGGGAUGCGAACAAUGAAGACCUACAUGGAAUGUUGAACGAUGAACCAAGUCGACCUUCAGCAGGAAGCUUUGGGAGCGUAGAUGGGCAGGAAGACAGCGCGCCCCUCCUGGCAGCGAACGGCCAUCGCCGGCGGCCAAGUGUCGAAGCUUUCAAUAAAUUAGGAUCACACAUACGGCUUCCCAGCUUUCUCUCUGCGAACAGCAACCAGCCAGUGUCGAGCGAUGAUGAAACCCAAGAAGAAGAACAUGAUCCGGCAUCGUCACGUACAGUGUCAGUUGGCACAUUACAAUCCGCACGCUUCCCUCUAAAUGCUGUCUCGAAUGCGAAAUAUACCCCCAUCAGUUUCUUACCAGUCACUUUGUAUAACGAAUUCUCUUUCUUUUUUAACAUGUACUUUUUGCUCGUCGCACUUUCGCAAGCGAUUCCCCCUUUACGAAUAGGGUACAUUUCGACUUACAUUGUACCAUUGGUCUGUGUUUUAGCCAUUACGUUAGGGAAGGAAGCAUAUGAUGACAUUGAACGAAGGAGAAGGGACAACGAAGCGAACUCGGAAGGCUACACUGUGCUAUCAUUUGAUAGGCCGGGAGAAAGUGGUUCGGACAAAUUCAAUGCAAAGAAGAAGCUGAAAUCGAAAGCAAACGCCAAAUCGAAGCGACGGUCUUUGGUGGAGGCAGACAGGCUGUCGGACAUCCAAGAAGAAGAAGAAAGUGCAGAAGGCCAAGGACGAGCGAGACCCUCAACAGAAGUUCAUGAAAUCAUUAAGAAGUCUCGCAAUUUGAAAGUUGGCGACGUUCUAAAGUUGGGAAAGGACCAGCGUGUCCCGGCAGACGUUGUGAUAUUGAAGAGCUACAGCAAUGAAUCAGCGGUGGCGCCACACGAAGAAGAGCGGCCGGUGGUCUCAGAAUCACUGCUUGUCGAACCGAUAUCUGAUCCUCCUAUCGAACAGAGAUCUACAACCGUUGCUGAAGGUCACGAGUCGACUUCUGAACAAGGGAAUACACCUGCUGCUGAUGCCGCUGGUGUCGGAGAGACAUUCAUACGGACGGACCAAUUGGACGGCGAAACGGAUUGGAAGCUUCGUUUGGCAUCGCCUCUCACCCAAUCUCUAAAUCCAUCAGAAUUCGUACGUCUACGAGUGGUGGCUGGCAAACCCGACAAGAAGGUCAAUGAAUUUAUUGGCACUGUAGAACUACUACCCAGGAGUAAUGGGUAUGAUCCAAAUCUUCCAAAAUCAUCGCCCUUAAGCCGCGAAGUAACCCAGGACGAACCAUCAACCAAGCCCAAUUCGGCUUCGUUGAGCAUUGACAAUACCGCAUGGUGCAAUACCAUCCUCGCUUCAAAUGCCACGACUCUUGCUGUCAUUGUGUAUACGGGUCCUCAGACUCGGUCUGCACUUUCUACAUCUCCUUCUCGUUCUAAAACUGGCCUUCUGGAGUAUGAAAUUAACUCGCUCACCAAAAUUCUCUGCGCUCUUACCCUGACCUUGUCUGUGGUUCUGGUUGCACUUGAAAGUUUGAAAGGUGUCGAAGGGAUCAAGUGGUAUGUCAAGAUUAUGCGCUUCUUGGUCCUUUUCUCGACCAUUGUUCCAAUCAGUCUUCGAGUCAACCUGGAUAUGGGUAAGAGUGCAUACUCUUGGUUCAUUCAUCGAGAUCCUGGAAUCGCGGGAGCUGUUGUUAGGACCAGUACAAUUCCAGAGGAGCUUGGUCGAAUCGAAUACCUGCUCAGCGACAAGACUGGAACUUUGACACAAAAUGAGAUGGAGAUGAAGAAAAUCCAUGUGGGAACAGUCUCAUACGCCAAUGAAGCAAUGGAUGAAGUAGCUACGUACAUCAAGCAAGGCUUCUCCCUGCCAGCCUCUACAGAUUCAAGUCAAUCAGGGAUGCUUAUCACGCCAUCAUCGACCUUCACAGCACCCGCCACAACCACUGCUACUCGCACUCGCCGAGAAAUCGGAUCGCGUGUGCGUGAUGUCGUUCUGGCGUUGGCUGUUUGCCACAACGUGACGCCUACCACCGAAGAAGAGAAUGGACAAACUAUCACUUCCUACCAAGCAUCUUCGCCCGAUGAAAUUGCUAUCGUAAAAUGGACAGAAGCAGUUGGUUUGAAAUUGAUCCACCGCGAUCGCAAGGGUAUGACGCUACAAUCUACAGACACAGGUCUGCCGGUGGUGCGAGUCCGAAUUCUCGAAAUUUUCCCUUUUACUUCAGAUGGCAAACGGAUGGGUGUUGUCGUGCAAUUCUUGGAAAGCAUGGACGCUAAAGCCCCAACUGGUGUUGAAGCUGGUGAAAUAUGGUUUUACCAGAAGGGAGCCGACACAGUCAUGACCUCCAUCGUGGUAGCGAAUGAUUGGCUUGAUGAAGAGACUUCAAACAUGGCUCGUGAGGGACUACGAACGUUGGUUGUUGGUCGCAAACGAUUGUCUGUUCAGCAAUAUCAAGAGUUCGCUGCAAAUUUCAAGGAAGCCUCUGUCGCAAUCAAUGGACGAGAUGCUGGAAUGGCACGUGUCGUCAGCCAUUAUCUGGAACGUGAUCUUGAGUUACUUGGCGUUACUGGCGUGGAAGAUAAGCUUCAGCGAGAUGUCAAACCUUCACUCGAACUCCUCCGAAAUGCUGGCAUCAAGAUCUGGAUGUUGACUGGUGACAAAGUGGAGACUGCUCGUUGUGUCGCUGUGUCCGCCAAGCUUGUUGCCAGAGGACAAUAUAUCCAUACCAUCGCCAAGCUGAAACGGAAGGACAAUGCCCAAGAUCAUCUUGAUUUCCUUCGUGGCAAGAAAGACUCUGCUCUGCUCAUCGACGGCGAGUCGCUAGCUCUACUUCUAACUCACUUCCGAACCGAAUUCAUCAGCCUGGCGGUUCUCUUGCCUGCCGUCAUAGCCUGCCGGUGUUCACCCACACAAAAAGCAGACGUCGCUCUUCUCAUCCGCGAGUUCACCAAAAAGCGCGUCUGCUGUAUUGGCGAUGGAGGAAAUGAUGUGAGCAUGAUUCAGGCCGCAGAUGUCGGGGUCGGUAUCGUUGGCAAAGAAGGACGACAAGCUUCCCUAGCUGCCGAUUUCUCUAUCACGCAAUUCUGCCAUCUUACCAAGCUUCUCGUCUGGCAUGGAAGGAACAGCUAUAAACGCUCAGCCAAGCUUGCUCAAUUCGUCAUUCACAGAGGUCUGAUCAUCAGCGUCUGCCAGACAAUGUACAGCAUUGCCAUCAAGUUCGAGCCAGAGGGUCUGUACAAAGAUUGGCUAAUGGUCGGAUAUGCUACUGUCUACACUAUGGCUCCAGUCUUCUCCCUUGUCCUCGAUAAAGACGUCGAUGAGAAUCUCGCGAAUCUAUACCCGGAACUCUACAAAGAGUUGACCUCUGGCGCGGCUCUUUCAUACCGCACAUUCUUCGUCUGGGUUUUCGUCUCCAUUUACCAAGGUGGCAUGAUCCAAGGCUUGUCUCAAAUUCUCACUGAAGUCGAUGGUCCAAAAAUGGUCUCAGUCUCCUUCACAGUCCUAGUCCUGAACGAACUCUGCAUGGUGGCAUUCGAGGUUACGACUUGGCAUCCAGUAAUGAUCAUCAGCUUGGUUGGGACAUUCCUCCUGUAUGUAGGCAGCAUACCGUUCCUGGGCAGGUACUACGAUUUGGCGUUCAUCGUUACAUGGGGCUUCGUGUGGCGCGUUCUCGCCAUUGGCGCAAUUUCACUCAUUCCUCCUUACGCUGGUAAGUUGAUCAGACGGGCAGUGAAACCGCCGAAUUACAGAAAGGUGCAAGCGAUAUGA
Messenger RNA from Mollisia scopiformis, 4008 nucleotides. Its product is annotated as P-type ATPase-like protein. Gene Ontology annotation, biological process: phospholipid translocation; endocytosis; retrograde vesicle-mediated transport, Golgi to endoplasmic reticulum. Gene Ontology annotation, cellular component: plasma membrane; trans-Golgi network; endosome. The record is from RefSeq and is a predicted model, not a curated record. NCBI's taxonomy places the organism in Eukaryota, Fungi, Ascomycota, Leotiomycetes, Helotiales, Mollisiaceae. The coding region runs from base 1 to 4008 and encodes 1335 amino acids. The transcript has 2 exons. Gene Ontology annotation, molecular function: ATP hydrolysis activity; magnesium ion binding; ATPase-coupled intramembrane lipid carrier activity.